CUGGGGAAAAAUCUGAGGACACAAAUACAGACAAUUCUCCUCAAGUAAGUAUACGGAAACUACUGCAGACAUGUCCAGAAACAUGUCAUGUUAGGCUUAACAAUGUUUGAUUUUUCCUUAAAACAGAGCUCUGUCAUGUCACAAAGAAAAACUGAAUUCCUAUAUGCACUGACUUACUGAGAGUGGAAUGGAGAACAGUACCGAUUCCUUUUAUUUCAACCUCACCAUGUUUGUGAACAUUGGAGACUAUCGCUAUGCAGCCUUUUUCUUUUGCUUCCUGCUCUACACAUUUAUUCUAUAUGCUAACCUUGUAAUAAUAACAAUUAUAUCUCGAGAAAGAACACUACAUGAGCCAAUGUAUAUUUUCAUUGCUCUAUUAUCUGUAAAUUCUUUGUAUGGUUCUUCUGGAUUCUUCCCCAGAUUCUUAACUGAUCUUUUGUCUGUUAAUCAUUUGAUUUCCCAGCUUGCUUGUUUCACUCAGAUAUAUAUUAUUUACACAUAUGCUGCCAAUGAAAUGACCAUUCUUAGCAUUAUGGCAUAUGAUAGAUAUGUUGCUGUAUGUCAUCCUUUACAUUAUCACAGAAAGAUGACUUCUAAAACUGUUUUAAAGUUGUCAGCAUUUGCAUGCAUUUUUCCAGCCGUUGGUAUCAUAGUACUCAUUUCUUUGUCAACCAGGCUUCCUUUAUGUGGUAAUGAGAUACAAAAAUUGUUUUGUGCUAACUGGAAUGUUGUAAAAUUGUCAUGUGUUGCUACCGAUACCAACAAUAUUUAUGGUCUUUGGUUUACUAUAACUACAGUUUUCCUUCCCCUUGCUUUUGUCUUAUUUUCCUACUUGAAAAUUGUAAUUGUUUGCUGGAAAAGCUCUGCAGAAUUCAAAGGGAAAGUAUUACACAGCUGUCUGCCACACAUUGUCUCAUUUGUGAUUUAUUCCAUCACUGGAUUCUGUGAUAUUGCUCUGAGUCGGUAUAAUAUUGAAGAGAUAAAUCCAUUUGUGUCAGGUAUUCUUUCACUUGAGUUUGUUGUCAUUCCUCCCGUUCUGAAUCCCCUAGUAUAUGGCCUUAAAUUACCAGAAAUAAGAAAGCACAUUUUACAGACGUUAUCACUGCAUAAAUUAAUUUCUUGAACGUUGUUAGAUCAUUGGAACAGUACAGCGUAAUAUCUGAUUGAAGUCUUAGAAACACAGGAUAUUGAAACCUGGUAGUCAACUGUUAGUAAAUACUUUCUAUAACACCUUAUGUUUUUAAUUUGCUAUGACAAGACAGCUAAAAGAGAAUGCAGGUUUAUCACUAAGUAAUCAGGGUUCAACAUAAAAGACAAUACCUGCUCUGGAAUAAUCAGUGACAACUUUAUUGCCAGGCUCACUGUUUAAUUAGUGUUAAAUGAAAGUGUGUGUUGUCUGGUCAUAAUUUAUUGUAUUCAACUUCACCUAGAUUGAAUUAAAUAAUAAUAAUAAUAAACUUAACAUUA
This is a messenger RNA of Labrus mixtus (cuckoo wrasse), 1467 nucleotides long. Its product is annotated as olfactory receptor 51L1-like. Lineage: Eukaryota; Metazoa; Chordata; Actinopteri; Labriformes; Labridae. Gene Ontology annotation, cellular component: membrane. The transcript has a single exon. The record is from RefSeq and is a predicted model, not a curated record. Gene Ontology annotation, biological process: G protein-coupled receptor signaling pathway. Gene Ontology annotation, molecular function: G protein-coupled receptor activity; olfactory receptor activity. Bases 188 to 1123 code for a protein of 311 amino acids.